Messenger RNA from Musca vetustissima, 1503 nucleotides. RefSeq lists its product as uncharacterized. The transcript has 6 exons. NCBI's taxonomy places the organism in Eukaryota, Metazoa, Arthropoda, Insecta, Diptera, Muscidae. The record is from RefSeq and is a predicted model, not a curated record. The coding region runs from base 1 to 1503 and encodes 500 amino acids.
AUGAAUAAACUAAAGUCCAUGUUACCACCCUCACUAAAUCUGACAUCGUCAUCAUCCACGGCGAAACGACAAUCGGAAAAUUUAGAACCUGAAAUCGGAUUUCAAUUAACCAUCGAAGCUAGUUCACCACAAAAUUCCAAUGAUCCUCAUGCACCAAAGACAGUCAUACCUGAAUUAAAUGUCCAUUUGUUGGCAGCGCGCCAUCUGCCGUCAUUGUUUGGUUUUAAAAUUGUACAGGGUUACUUGAUAAAAGUAAAGCUUUUUCCCGGUUCGAAGCGAAUGGACAGCACAAUACAGACAAACACCUGGCCGAAGUUUAAUGAAACUUUUAAAUUUCCCCUGGCACCGGAAAUCAAACCUUCACUGAAACAUUCAUCACGUCGUGGCAGCAAGGCGGCUGUGGCAGAGUUUACGCCUGAAGAACUUUUGGCUGGACAAUUUGUGGUUUUCACAGUUUAUGCCCUGCUGGAAUUACCACCAACGUCAUUUAAUCGCUUUAGUAAAACCUAUCGUUCACUAAAGGAUAAAGGCAGCAAUUUAAUGCAAAACAUCUUCGAAGAGAAAUCGGAUAAACCCACCAACACCAACGAUGAUAAGGAGAACACCAAAAAUAAACGAAAGUCGCAGGAUAAUCCAAGGGAUUCAAUGCCACCGCUCACAAUCAGUGAAUCGAGAAGAAAUUUAGGUGCCGUGACCUGUUAUUUACAACCAAAGCUAUUUAAACGCAAUUCACGCGGUGUAUUUGCCUCUGAGGAAUUAUGGAUGCCGAUUAAGGAUAUAAAUACAACCAUCAAGAAACCAAAUGAUAAUAAUAAUAAUUUAUCGAAUUCUACAAAAGGUGUUGUAGAACUCGUUUUAGAAGUACGAGAAGUGGGUGAGGCCAUCGACCCCACCAAUACCGAAAGUUCCGCAUCGUCCAUAUCGGCCUCCACGACGAGCAAUAUAAAUGGUAGUGAUUCCGUUGGUAGCACAACCAGCGUCUCGACCAUAACCUCCUCCAAAGAACCCAAAUCGUGGAAUAAUCGUAUGACAUCGGAUUUCAAGAAACGGAUGGGCAUCAGUAAUGUCAACACGAAGACACAGCAUAAGCUAAUGCUUAAGGUGACCACUUCGCGCAUGCGCUGUUCGAAUAAAGUCAAAGAUGAGUUGGAGGUAACGGCGGGAAGUGUCUACGUGAAGACGACCGUUUUCGAUAAUGGCAUUUAUAUUGAUUCAUGGAAAUCGCCAAAUUUCUAUCCCUCUCUGGCCACCAAAUGGGAUGUGGGUAAGGAGUUGGCCACUUUGAAUAUACCAUUGCCCAGUCUGGAACAUUUAGAUCGGAUAAUGAUCCGCACAACACUGGCAACAAAAACCAAAAUGGCCAAAAAAUUAGUAUUGGGUACGGUGGUAAUUGGCGGUCCGGCUUGUGGUACAACGUUAAGUGGUGCGGCGGCCGAACAAAUGUUGACACUGAAAGAGGCACCCCUAAAUGAACGCGUAGCUGUGUGGCAUUGUUAUCAGUAA